Emiliania huxleyi CCMP1516 is the source of this 708-nucleotide messenger RNA. RefSeq lists its product as hypothetical. The transcript has 2 exons. Bases 1 to 708 code for a protein of 235 amino acids. Gene Ontology annotation, biological process: monoatomic cation transmembrane transport. The record is from RefSeq and is a predicted model, not a curated record. Gene Ontology annotation, molecular function: monoatomic cation channel activity. NCBI's taxonomy places the organism in Eukaryota, Haptophyta, Isochrysidales, Noelaerhabdaceae.
AUGUCCGAGGACCCGCAGCAAGACGCCGAUCCGUUGUCCAGCUCCAUGCGCCGCAGGAAGGAGGCGCGGAAGCUCCCGUUCAGCAAGGUUGGGACGCUGCGCUUUCCGUCGAGCAAGCGGAUGCCUGCGCGAUGGGUAAAGAUUGAUCUCAACACCAGGUCUGCCGAGCGGCAGGCCAUGGUCGACCGGCUUGCGAGCCUGUCGAGCGAGCAGAUCAGCAACCUUUCGAGGCGCUUCUACCCGAGAUUCUCCGCGCAGGAGCUGCGGGAGAAGCUGGCGCACCUGACGGCGAUGCCGCCCGCACAGUCGUCUCCGGACGGCCAGCUGCUGGGAAAGGCGCUCGAAAUUGCCGCCACCAGUGCUCUUCGCGAGCUCGUGUGCGGCGAGCAGUCCAUCUGGCAGCUGCCGCCGCCGUCCGCCCUCAUCUCGGUCACGGGCGGCGCUGGAUCCCUCAACAUGACCGACAAGCAGAAGCUUGUCUUUCGGCGCGGGCUGCUGUCCGCGGCUCGCACGACCAACGCGUGGAUCAUGACGGGCGGCACUAACGCGGGCGUGAUGGAGAUGGUGGGCCGGAUGCUGCAAGAGUCCUCGGUCGAGGUGCCGUGCAUCGGCGUCACGUCGUGGGGCGUGGUCGCCGACAAGGAGGAGAUGGCCAAGAAGGCCAACGGCCGGAUCGCGGUCGGCGCCAUACACGAGCUCAAAGGCUGA